Molecule: messenger RNA, 1479 nt
Organism: Aspergillus tanneri
Lineage: Eukaryota; Fungi; Ascomycota; Eurotiomycetes; Eurotiales; Aspergillaceae
Exons: 6
Coding region: 1-1479 (492 amino acids)
Source: RefSeq, a predicted model, not a curated record
AUGCUAGUAGUGCUGGGUUCCGUCGUUUCGCCCGUGUAUGUCCGCGCAAAUGACAUUGGAAAGAAUCGGCGGCGGGCUGCCGUACCAACCUUCAGCGCCCAAUCCCCCUCCAUCCCUACCACUCCCCUUCCUCCCAAGCCCUGCCGAUUUACAUCCACGACUAUUCCCUGGAGCAGUAACAAGGAAUUUUCCCAGCCAUUUCAGGUUCCUCGGACAAAAUAUGAUGACGUGAAUGCAACGGUGCGGACGAAUGAAUUUGAUAUCGAAUUCGAAAGAUCUCAACAGCAGAAGGCGGUCCGAAAAUAUGCCAUCGACGUAUGCCCAAACCAGUACGCGUCCUCAGCGUUUGUGACCGAGCCAGCACAAAAUCAAACCGGGCCCAGUGAUGACCACAUAGCCCUGUCUCGUCAAACCUCCGUUGAACAGUCCAUCGUUCAGGAGCAGUCAGAUCGAUCGGUAUUGCCAUUAACAGAGACUUCCUGUUUUCCAGGUCCACCGCUCAAUCCACCCGGUGUAGAGGAGAGUUCUACAGGCGUGUCAGGGGUCGCAGCCAACCAUUUGGGGUUGCAUAACGACAGUACUCCUUUAGUCAACACACAGGUGAUUCCGCCAACGUCAAGCCCUCCUUGUACCUACGACCUUCGGUUGCCUUCGGCAAAUGCUCCGGAUAACUCACUCCACCCCUGUGACUCUUGGACUGGUAAUUAUCGUUCCAACAGAAUAGGUGCCGGGGACUCUGGAGGCGAGAUCACAUUUCACGAAGAUCAAGUGGAGAACCUUCAACAUGCAGCGACUACUGCUCAGAGUGUCCAACCUAACGAUCUACAUGUCCAAGUUACAGAAAAAGAGGAACCCUAUGAGAGUGGUCGCCCACAUGUCUCCUUCCCUUCCCAGCAGCCAACCCGCCCUGAGCGAUUACCGUCUGUAUCCGUGGUUAUACCCGUCCGUCGACCGGACAAAUUAACUACAACUACCACUCAAACCAAUAUCACCCGAAAGCCACGUCGUCUUCAAGGUGCUGACGACCACGGUGAUAAUAAUGAUGCGGCAGUGCAUGAGCUGUGCUAUGAUCGUCCUGUAUCGAGCAGCAGAUCUAACAAUGAGGUGGAAGGAAACCUGCGGAAGAAACACACCCCUUCGAGCUUGAUGGAUGACGCUGCUGGAGCAUGUCCGCAGUCGCCCCAGAAAUCACCGGAUAGUCGCUUUGCCGUCACUCCAACUGAAGCAAAAGAGGUUUUUGGUCGGGGUGUUCUCCGUAUUCAACCAUACGGUCCUCGGCAUGCGUAUUUUAUCACUUUCCUUCCGGAUGUCGUUCAACCCCCGUCGAAACCUUCGCCGUCGGAGUUGCCACUUGAGAAGCCAUCGCGCUCUGGUAACCGUAAUUCAAGGGAACAAUCACGGUUGCGACAGGUUGCAGGCAAAAAAAUCACAAGCGAGUUCCUUAUUCACCUGCAGAGAACCGGCUCUUGGUCGAGUUGA